Messenger RNA from Hemicordylus capensis (graceful crag lizard), 1362 nucleotides. RefSeq lists its product as uncharacterized. The transcript has a single exon. NCBI's taxonomy places the organism in Eukaryota, Metazoa, Chordata, Lepidosauria, Squamata, Cordylidae. The coding region runs from base 65 to 1198 and encodes 377 amino acids. The record is from RefSeq and is a predicted model, not a curated record.
UCUGGUGACCUCCAACCCCACCCCCUUAGCAACUUCUCCAGGCUCACAGGAAACCACCCCAGGAAUGUUUGAUCCCAAGCUCUUAGAUGUCCCAGCCGUGAUCUUUGAUAAUGGGUCUGGGUUAUGCAAGGCCGGCGUGGCAGGGGACAGUGCCCCAAGGUCCGUCAUCACAGCCAUCGUCGGCCGCUCAAAAGCCAAGGCCACGAUGCUUGGAGCCGGCCAGAAGGAAUACUACAUCGGAGAAGAAGCCCAGUCCAAGCGCGGAGUCUUGUCGUUGAAUUACCCCAUUGACCACGGCAUAGUGACCUCCUGGGAUGAUAUGGAGAGGAUCUGGAGGCACGUCUAUGAGUGUGAACUCAGAAUCAAAGCCAGUGACCAGCCGGUGCUUCUGACGGAAGCCCCGCUGAAUCCCCUCCAGAACCGGGAGAGGAUGACGGAGAUCAUGUUUGAAGGCUUCAAUGUGCCCGCAAUGUACGUUGCCGUCCAGGCCACUCUGGCGUUGUACGCUUCGGCCCGGACCACAGGGAUCGUCAUGGACAGCGGAGAUGGCGUUACGCAUACCGUGCCUAUCUACGAAGGCUACUGCUUGCCCCAUGCGGUCUCCAGGCUGGACGUGGCCGGGAGGGAUAUCACCGAGUACUUCAUGCGGCUCCUUCUGGAGAGCGGGCAUUGCUUCAUCAGCACGGCCGAACGUGAAAUUGUGAAGGACAUCAAGGAGAAGCUCUGCUACGUGUCUUUGGAUCCCCUCCAAGAAAUGAGAGCCAAGCCAGAGGAACUGCUGAAGGAGUAUAAACUACCCGAUGGCAACGUCAUCAAGAUCGGGAGUCAGCUCUUCCGAGCCCCAGAGACCCUUUUUGUGCCCGCGAACGUCGGUGUCGAAGCUCCUGGCAUUCACAGAAUGACCUUCAACAGCAUUAUGAAAUGUGACAUCGAUGUCCGCAGAGACCUUUACGGAAAUAUUCUCCUUUCGGGUGGAUCCACUCUGUUCCCUGGCUUGGAUGAGCGUAUCCUGAAGGAAAUGCAACUUCAAGUGCCGAUCGGGAUCUCGGUAAGGAUCAUCGCCCCGCCGGAGAGGAAGUACUGCGUGUGGAUCGGGGCCUCCAUUCUGACUUGCUUGACAUCUUUCAAACAAAUGUGGGUCACGCUCGCCGAUUACAAAGAUUUUGGCUCAGGGGUGGUUCACCGGAAAUGUUUUUAAGGAGAAUGAAAACCCUCACCGGUGAUCUUCUGAGAAUGGAGAGAGUUCCAAAAGAGGCUUCCGAUAGCUCUCCUGAUACCAAAAAAAAAAAAAAAAGAUUCAGCUGUCUGUAGAUAUUUUGGCUGGCCAGAAUGUACCAGAAAAUAAAUAAUUAGAUAAAUGCC